Racocetra persica is the source of this 763-nucleotide messenger RNA. NCBI's taxonomy places the organism in Eukaryota, Fungi, Glomeromycota, Glomeromycetes, Diversisporales, Gigasporaceae. The record is from the annotation of a GenBank genome assembly.
ACCAAUGCAUGAAAAAUCGUCAAAGCAACUUAUCCCAGAAGCCAACAAUAGCUCUCUGGAAUCUUUACAUUUACCGUUUAUCCAAAAAGAACAACCUAGCUAUGAGACUCUUAGCACUGUACUUCAACAAUUUGAACACUAUUUUCUUGAUAAACAAACCAAACCUAUUUGGGAAACUAGUAAUUCCCAAGAAUAUAUUGAAGAAACUUCGUUCGCUAAUAGGAGAGCAAUCGAUUGGUUGACCAGAAUUAUUGCUUCACCUCUAGAGUGGAUACAUGUUGAGUCACAAAGAGAAGAAGUAGUAGAACGAGCAGCGAAAUGCAUUGCAGCUGCUUGCGGUAAAGUUGCAUCAGGUCCGAUUAUAAGAGAUUGGAGUUUUCCGGCACCACCAGGAAGCAACAAACCCAUUUCAUUAAAGAUUCGCGAUUCAACUUUACUCGAUGACGAUGUUGGCUUCAAGACAUGGGGUGCAGCCUAUUUAUUAGCAAGACGAUGUACUUCUGGUCAAGCAAUGCCCUUGGACAAAAUUCAAUCGACAUUCAUUCUCGAAAUCGGUACAGGAACUGGAUUGGUUGGGCUGACAUGUGCGAUGAUCGGAUGUCUAAAUGUAUUACUCACUGAUUACCAUCUAAAUGUUCUAUCCAAUGUCGCAUAUAAUAUUAAUUUGAAUCAAUUACAAAAUGUUGUUAAAGUGGAAAAACUUGAUUGGAAAGAUAUAGCAAAUGGGGUUGAACCGGAAUUCCAACAAAAAUUUGACAUUAUU